This is a messenger RNA of Hemibagrus wyckioides, 3536 nucleotides long. It is a transcript of the gene adpgk, whose product is annotated as ADP-dependent glucokinase. Gene Ontology annotation, molecular function: ADP-specific glucokinase activity. Gene Ontology annotation, cellular component: endoplasmic reticulum. The record is from RefSeq and is a predicted model, not a curated record. Gene Ontology annotation, biological process: glucose metabolic process. Bases 125 to 1624 code for a protein of 499 amino acids. The transcript has 8 exons. Lineage: Eukaryota; Metazoa; Chordata; Actinopteri; Siluriformes; Bagridae.
CGUAGAAGCACUAAAGUUGCCGAGUCCUUCCGUGUUUCAGACGUGGCGCCGGAGCUCAUUCAGCAGCCAGCCUCAUUCACAGCUCUGGCUUUCAUACUCAUCUUUCAGACGCUUUGCUUGAACAAUGUGGAGGAAGGCUGCUGUAGUGGCAUUACUGGCCUUUGCACUAGGAUACGUCUAUCACACAAACCCUCAGGUUCAGGAGCGCGCGUUGCAGCUCAUCACCCAGUCCAUCCCUCAGUCACUGUUCUCCUCACAGCAUGAACAUAGUACUACAAACUUGGAAGAAAACAUCUCCCGAGCCUGGGACAGCCUCAUCACUGCACCGGCAAGGCAGUGGGGUCGAAUAGCAGUCGGGGUAAAUGCCUGUAUUGACGUAGUGGUGUCAGGCGUCAGCUUGCUCCAGGCUUUGGCGCUUGACCCAGGAUCCGGUCAAGACCAUGAUGUGUUGCACUCCAAAGAGGACCUAAAAGAGACCUUCAUUCACUACAUGGAAAAAGGAGCAGCUGCAGAACGUUUCUUCUCGGAUAAAGAAGUCUUCCAAAGGAUCGCAAGAGCUGCUGCUGAAUAUCCUGGUGCUCAGGUGUAUGUGGGAGGAAAUGCUGCUCUGAUUGGCCAGAAACUUGCCUCUUACCCAGAGCUGGUGGUUCUAUUGUGUGGCCCAAUUGGGCCAAAGCUGCAUGAAUUGCUGGAUGAACAGAUAGUAGUUCCACCACAAUCACUUCAGGAGACUGAUGAGUUUCACCUCAUCUUUGAGUACAAGGCAGGGGAGCAAUGGGGAUCGAGCCAGGCCCCUCAAGCUAAUCGCUUCAUCUUCUCUCACGAUGUGUCUAAUGGGGAGAUGAGCACUUUGGAGACCUUUGUGGCCAGCCUGGAGGAGUUCCAGCCCGGACUGGUGGUGCUGUCAGGACUCCACAUGAUGGAGGGAAUGGGUCGAGAUCUCUGGGAGGACCGAAUCAAAGAGUUUGCUGUUGCCAUGUCCGAUGUUCACAAUGAGGCACCCAUCCAUCUGGAGCUGGCCAGUAUGACUGAUCGAGAUUACAUGAGCAUCAUCACGAAGGAGCAGGUCCUGCCCAUGGUGAACUCGAUCGGACUGAAUGAGCAGGAGCUGCUCUUCCUGUCUCAGGCUGGCGGAGGUCCUCACUCUGAUCUCCGCUCGUGGAACGGCAUUCCUGAUGUGGGCCGCGUCUCUGAUAUCCUCCUCUGGAUCCUGGAGCAGCACGGCCGAGCCGACCCGGACUCUGAAGCCCAUCUGACACGCAUCCACUUCCACACUUUGGCUUAUCAUGUGCUGGCCACGGUGGACGGCCACUGGGGGAACCAGCGCGGAGCCGUAGCGGCCGGGGCUCGUGUCGCCAGCUCUCAGGCGUGCGGAUUACAAGCUGUGGACGUCAGUAAGGUGGAGCUCAAGGCUCCGCUUAGCUUCUACAGCUCUUUCACAGAACCAAAAGAGAGCUUAGUUUUGGACCCGUCCAAUCCGGUGACGGUGUGGAGAAGGGGGACAGUGUCCUUCCAUCUCAGUCCAGUACUCAUAUGCAAGCAGCCACUGAGGACAGUAGGGCUGGGGGAUGCAAUCUCAGCUGAGGGACUCAUCUACUCUGAGAUUGUUCCCCACUCUGACUAAAAGUGAACUGAGGGCCAAUAACAAUGUCUUAAAAACAUUUCCUUACUCUCGAUCCUCUCUACAGUGCCUGCUAAGCAUCUAACCAGCUGGAUAGAUGUUCCUGUAGGUGCUCCUCCAUUCCCUUAUACCUUAAUGUGAAAAGUGACAAAUGGAGGAAGAGAGGAUGUUUUUCAUGGGUACAGGAAUGAGACUUUAACCUCACUUUUUCUUGUACAAACUCAGUGCAUAGUCUUAAUCCGUUUGGUGAGUACUGUACUUCGUCUUACUUGAGACCGUAUUAUUGCACUGAGUAGAAAAUGCUGUUAUUAUUAUUAUUAUUUUCCUCCACACUCCAUGGCUCCAUUGACUACUAUGACAGAGAUCUACUUAUGAGCAAGGAGCAGAGUCCCUGAGCUGCUACAAAAUAAAAAUGGCUUGAGAAUCCCGCAGGCCCCCAAUGAAAUCAAAUGCCUUAACCAAAACCAGAAACUAAGCAAAACUGUCAUGCUUAAGUGGUUAUACAUUUGCCGCUUAACUGCUUUCUGCCCUCAGAAAGAGAAAAACCCAAACUAUCCCAUCCUUUUCUCCUUCCUCGACAUGUUUAACUUGAGCACAGUCUUCUGGCUUAACGAAUCUAAUACUGGUAGUUAAAACUAACAAAUUCUUAAAUACGGCAAAAGUAUAACCAGCUUCAUGAAGGAGCUUCACCCAGAAGGCUUUUCCCGAAGUGACCAAGAGUCUUCUCCUAAAAUGUACCUAUUUGGGGAAACAAUAUAAUUUUAAAUAAAGUCUACUUAUAAUAAUACAUGUUGAUGCUAAAAUGUAUGGGCACUAACUCCACUAUAUACAACUGUCUUAGAUAUUUUAGCUGUAAGCUUUUAUCCGAAUGUCUUUAAAACAAUUAUAAAAGAUAUAUAUAUCUAUAUAUAUUCAAUCCAACUUGUCUAAACUUUCGACUGGUAGUAUAGGUCAAAACUAUUUUAGGUUAGUGAAAUUGUGUAUUGUAACUUGCACCCAGUUGGAAGGCAAUACACAAGCUUCUAGAAAUGGCAGAUCUUAGUGUUCUGCUUCGUAGAACAUUUGUAAGAAAACCAGCACCCACUUCCUCCUCAGCAUGUUUUAGAUCAUUUUACUCACUUAAGUCAAGAAAUCCUGCCUCUUCUGCUGAAUGGUUCAAAAUAAGGAAAAUAAGGGAACAUUUCCUACUUGUUUAGUCAUGUCCUGUACUCUUCCUAUUUUUAUAGAGCAUAAAUCAAGCCAUGUCUGUACGUACAUAGUGUUGAAAUGAUUCAGUAUCUUGGUUCAAGUUUUGAGAUUGUUAGGGGGAAAAAAAAGUCCGGCGAUCAGCAACUGACUGCUUUUAUGCAUGAUGAGACUUGAAAAGUUUUGUGAUUUCACACAAUUCUUGACUAAUAAGAAAGCCAGCCUCUCUCUCCUGAUGUAAAAUGGUAUAUUGUGGGCCAGCUGUCAGAAGUGAAUGAUGGGGCAAUGUACGAGGAUGGUCGAUUUAGUUCAGUGCUGGACGGUUCACCAGUCUGUUGAUGACGAUGAGCGACCCUGAUAUAGCCCAUAAAACCAAUUAGAGGCCAUUAAGCUGCUACUGUAAGUGGUGCUCAUUGUUUCUCAUUGGACUGAUGACUGCUAAAAGCUGCACAUAUCAUUGCAUUAUGAAAGUCAACCAGAUGUCAUGCAAAUAUUCUUCUUUAUGUUACCAGGCUUUGUUACAAUUCUUUCUAUGCUCUGUUUCUGUAGUUAACAUACUGGAAUAAUGUCAUAUUUAACUUUCUUUCUGUCUUUUGUAAUGUAUUUUGAUUUUUUUUUUUUUGUUUCUUUAAAAUGACUCCAUGUUAUUGUGGCAAUUAGAACAUUCGUUUCAGAACAGAGUUUGUACAAAUUAUGCAAAGUCUUAAGCAUUAAAUGGACGUUAAGAUAA